UAUGAUCAUAUGUUAAAUAAAAUUGUUUUUUUAUAAUCAUUAUUAAUGUAUAGAUUAUUAUGAUAUUAUUAUACGAUAAUGGGAUCAAUUGGUAAUAUUUAUUGAAAUAUAAUGUCAACCACAAUAAGUGACACCAACAACAUGGCCACCACUACCGAUACGACCACCGAUACUACAGCAGCACAAGUAGUGGUCACCAACUCGUCAUUGGAAACACUGAUUGAACAGUACUUCUUACUGAUGUCGGCCUUUCAAUGGGACAAAGCAAAAGAGUUGGUCGACAAACACAGGGAUCAACUGAGACAACAAUAUAGACAACAACCACAGCAACAGUACUCACUGUUGGCCGCACUGUCGCAGUUGGCUUUGGCCGACAGGAACUAUACUCACCUCCAGUUUCUCACUCAGAAAGGAUUAUUCAGGAAAGACAUAGUCAAAGGACUCUAUGAACUAUUGAAAUGUGAAUUUGAAAGACUUGAACAAAGAGUUUACGCCAUCCAGAGUUUGGCUACCAAUGAGGACAACAAUUCAGUUUCAUUAAUGGGUUCUUCUUAUUCAAGCAAUUCGUCUACUAUUUUAUCGAUAGCUUCUUCAUUAUCAUCUGUACUGAUGACGACAUCGAGUUCACCAUCAAUUGAAACAACAACUAAUAAGUCGUCCAGUGAUGUAUUGGACCGAUUGAUUGCUCAUAUAUGCGGUCAACUAAACGAUUACGUGAGGGCACGACUACUGAUGAUUGAUAUUUACGAGAAGAUAGUAGUAAUAUCUGGAAACAAGUUUUGCUUAUUUCACGAAUGCAUCAACAGUUUGAAUGAUAUCAUCAAAUUAAAUGCUAAUUGUUUUCAUCACCCGAUACUAAUGCCAAUCAAAAUAAGUUUUAACACUGAAUGUCAUAUUGUCUUAUCGCUGCUUAUGGCCAACCAAUCGAUACAGGAUUUGAUUUUUAUCGAUAGUUUAUUUUAUUUGCAACAAUCGCAGACAAAACUGCAGACUUGGUCUCAGCAAACAUUUAAUAAGGAGUUGCCGUCUCAGAGACGCAACUCUACAUUCAAAGGUUGGCCGCCAUCUCCACCACCUCUUUAUCAAUGGAUGUCUCGACUCAAAUCUAGUCUUAUAUCGAAAUAUAGUUUAUAUUUUUUUAAUACAUUGAGUACUCAAAUGUCAGAUAAUUGUCCAAAUGAUUUGAAAACUGUUUGUUCCAAACAAAUGGUUGAUUAUAUUAACAAAUUAAUUGCAUUUCACGGCAAAACUGAUGCCCAUAUGAUUUGUCUCGUGUAUGAUAUUACUGGUGAUAAUUGUUAUACCGGUUUUGGUUACCAUUCCAUAUACAAGGCUUUUAAAACACCGAAAGGUAUCGACUCUUUUCCCGUAAUGUUUAGCUAUCCGUCAGACAUUCCUAAGACAUUGUUUCCGUCGAUUAUUAUGAUUAUCAACAAUAAGAUUAAGGAACUGAAUGCCACUGAUUCUGUGGUAUCUCUAUAUGAUUCACAUCUUAAUUACACAUAUUUUCUUAUACGACCCGAUCCUAGGGUUACAAUUAUAACCAUAUUUUCAAUGAGAAAAUCAGAAAAAGAUAAUUAUAUAAUCAGUUUUCUUCUUGAUUUGUGUCUUCAAUUAAAGGGUUAUAAAGCCUUUGCUAGUCUUAAACCAGGAGUUAAAUAA
This is a messenger RNA of Oppia nitens, 1662 nucleotides long. Its product is annotated as KICSTOR subunit 2-like. Lineage: Eukaryota; Metazoa; Arthropoda; Arachnida; Sarcoptiformes; Oppiidae. Gene Ontology annotation, cellular component: KICSTOR complex. Gene Ontology annotation, biological process: protein localization to lysosome; negative regulation of TORC1 signaling; cellular response to glucose starvation. The coding region runs from base 112 to 1662 and encodes 516 amino acids. The transcript has 2 exons. The record is from RefSeq and is a predicted model, not a curated record.